This is a messenger RNA of Abrus precatorius (Indian licorice), 1284 nucleotides long. RefSeq names its product 6-hydroxynicotinate 3-monooxygenase-like. The transcript is spliced from 4 exons. Bases 1 to 1284 code for a protein of 427 amino acids. Lineage: Eukaryota; Viridiplantae; Streptophyta; Magnoliopsida; Fabales; Fabaceae. The record is from RefSeq and is a predicted model, not a curated record.
AUGGUUGGUGAAAGUGGAAAGCCAAGGGCAGUGAUUGUUGGUGGUAGCAUAGCUGGGAUAUCAGGGGCUCAUGCUCUUACCUUAGCUGGUUGGGAUGUGCUUGUGCUUGAGAAAACGGAUACACCUCCAACUGGAAGUUCCACUGGUGCAGGCCUCGGACUUGACCCUUUGUCCCAACUAAUCAUUGAGUCAUGGCUUCCACAGCCACAAUUCCUCCACAACAUUACUGUACCUUUAGCUAUAGAUCAGAACCAGGCAACUGAUAGUGAGAAGAAGGUUAGUUGGACAUUGGUAAGAAAUGAGAGUUUCAACUUCAGAGCCGCGCACUGGGCUGAUCUUCAUGGCCUUCUGUACAAUGCACUUCCACCAAGGAUAUUUUUAUGGGGUCACCUUUUUCUCUCUUUCCAAGUUGCAGAUGAUAAGGAUUCUGUCAAAGUUAAGGCUAAAGUACUAGAAACUGGGAAGGUUAUAGAGAUAGUAGGGGACUUGCUUGUUGCAGCAGAUGGAUGUCUCUCUUCCAUCCGCCAGAAGUAUCUCCCUGAUUUUAAACUGAGAUAUUCAGGCUAUUGUGCCUGGAGAGGGGUCUUUGAUUUUUCAGAAACUGGGACUUUAGAAACCAUCAUGGCCAUACAAAAGGCAUACCCUGAUUUAGGAAAAUGCCUGUACUCUGUCUUGGGCUCAUGUACACAUAGUGGGUUCUAUGAGCUUCUAAACAAAAAGCUCAAUUGGAUUUGGUAUGUGAAUCAGCCAGAGCCUGAAGUUGAGGGAACCUCGGUGACCAUGAAAGUAAGUAGUGACAUGAUCCAAAAGAUGCACCAAGAAGCAGAAAAAGUUUGGAUUCCAGAGCUGGUAAAGGUCAUAAAAGAAACAAAGGACCCAUUCUUAAAUGUCAUAUAUGAUAGUGAUCCCAUAGGGAAGAUCUUUUGGGAUAACGUGGUGUUGGUGGGAGAUGCAGCUCACCCCACAACUCCUCACUGCAUUAGAAGCACAAACAUGUCAAUAUUAGAUGCAGCAGUAUUGGGAAAAUGCUUGGAGAAGUGGGGAGCAGAAAAACUAGAAUCAGCUUUGCAAGAAUAUCAGCUCAUAAGGCAACCAGUAACUUCUAAGCAAGUUCUUCAUGCAAGGCUUGUGGGCCGCAUAAAACAAGGUCUGGUUCUCUCUGAUCAAGAACCUUUUAACCCAAAAUCAGCCAAGCCUGAGGAUUGUGAGAAGCUUCUACAGAGGAACACUCCUUUUUAUAAUGAUGUGCCUUUGCUACUUGCUUCAAGUCCACCCUCCAUUUGA